AUGGCGUAUAGAUUAAAUCCAGUCGAUGAGGACUACGUACAGGCAAAGGUAAAUAAAGAUAAACAGAAUACAACCACCAAACUCCUGAAAAUUUUCAAUAAAAACCCCACAAAUUAUUCUAAUGUUAAACUAGAGGAAUUUAAACCUUGGAUAACCGAAGAAAUCAAUAAACAAUUACCUGACGAUGACAUAGUGAUUGACUACAUUUACGAAUUGUUGCAAGACUAUGGAAAUGAACCAGGCAGGGAGUUUCCCGAUAUUUUGAAUCUAAAUUUACAAUUGGCAAAUUUCUUGGGAGAAAAGGAGUCAAAGGUGUUUUGCAAACAACUAUGGUCCUUGAUUCUAGAGGCAUCGAACGAACCUGAUGGUAUUCCUGCAGUCUUUAAAGAAAAGAAGGAAAAACCAACCAUUGUCCAGAAGAAUGAGGAAUCCGAGUCCACACAAAAGACAAGAACAAAAAAGACAAACUAUAAUAGAAGCUCUUCUCUUGUGUCCAACCUGGAUAGGAAACCUCGAACAGUUGUCAACAGGGAAUAUGAACAUCGAUAUACCACAACAACAACACCAGAUUCCCAACACAGAUACAGGUCUAGAACUGAUAGAGAUAGAGACGAAUCAAUAUAUAGAAGAAGGCAUUAG
Candida albicans SC5314 is the source of this 639-nucleotide messenger RNA. RefSeq lists its product as uncharacterized. The record is from RefSeq and is a predicted model, not a curated record. Gene Ontology annotation, biological process: mRNA processing; regulation of mRNA splicing, via spliceosome. Gene Ontology annotation, molecular function: RNA binding. The coding region runs from base 1 to 639 and encodes 212 amino acids. The transcript has a single exon. Gene Ontology annotation, cellular component: spliceosomal complex. NCBI's taxonomy places the organism in Eukaryota, Fungi, Ascomycota, Pichiomycetes, Serinales, Debaryomycetaceae.